Messenger RNA from Neohortaea acidophila, 1868 nucleotides. RefSeq lists its product as uncharacterized. Gene Ontology annotation, molecular function: FAD binding. The record is from RefSeq and is a predicted model, not a curated record. Lineage: Eukaryota; Fungi; Ascomycota; Dothideomycetes; Mycosphaerellales; Teratosphaeriaceae. The transcript is spliced from 3 exons. Bases 115 to 1668 code for a protein of 517 amino acids.
UUUUACCGCGCUCAAUGACUCCCUUCCUCGGAAGACUCUCAUAAGUCGACAAAGCCGGGAACGAAUAGCCAGCUAUACCACCUGCUUAAUCGGUCUGUUUGAAAUGCCACCCCUAUGGAACUGCUUACGCUGUUGAUCGCCGUGGCUAUCGUAGCUGGGUCUUGGGCAGUAUGGGCCCAUAGCCGCGGCGCCGCAGAUGCACGUCUGCAAGCACCAAACACCCCACUGAGCGCAGUCAGCGCUGCGUUGCUUGAGGACCUGCCUGAAAGCGUGUCCACAGAGGGCCAGUCCCAAUUCGCAGCCUCCGUGGACUCUUACUGGGCUGACCAGCAGCGUGAGAUCGUGCCCGAGUGCGUCGUCAAACCGCGAACCGAUGCCGAAGUCUCCAUCGCCGUAAAGAUUAUCAAUGAUCAUUUCACACAGGCUAUUUCUCAGGGCCGGGAACCGCUCAAGUUCGCCGUGCGCGGUGCGGGCCAUUCUGCUAUACCCGGCUUUUCCAACGCUGCAGGUGGCGUUGUCGUUGACUUGAGUCUUCUCAAUCAUGUUGAACUAUCUGCCGACCGAUCGACUGUAUCUGUUGGCGGCGGUGCGAAAUGGGUCGAUGUCUCGCGAAAGCUCGACCCUCUAAGCCUCGCUGUCGUCGGCGGAAGGAACGGCGAUGUUGGCGUCGGUGGACUGACAUUAGGAGGCGGCUACUCAUUCUACAGUCCACGCAAGGGCUUUGUUUGCGAUAACGUCGCCGAAUAUCGAAUCGUGCUGGCUUCUGGCGAGACCACCACAGCCUCUGAGCAACACAAUCACGACCUGUGGCGCGCUCUCAAAGGCGGUGGUAAUAACUUCGGUAUCGUCACGAACUUCACCUUGCGAGUAUUUCCAAAUGGCAAGCUCUGGGGCGGCUUUCUCUACAUGUCGUCUAGCAAGAUCGAUCAAACGCUUCACGCAUUCCACCGGUCGCUUGAGACCUUUGACGAGUAUGCAGCCGGUCCGCUCGUUUGUAUUACCUGGCUUCAGAAAGUCGGCUUUCGAAUCAUCUCCCUGCAUCUAAUGUACACCAAGCCCGAGGUAUGGCCCACAUUCUGGCAACCAUUCAAAUCGAUUGGCCGGCUGUGGAGCACGACCAAGAUUCGCUCUCUCACGAGCGCUACGGAGGAACUGGAUAGCGUUGCUCCUGCACGACCACGUAAGCUGCACAUGUCCACAGUCAUCAAGAACGAUCUCGCGACACUGCAAUUCGCCCACAAGGUCUUCGAGGAGAAGAUUGGACGUCUAAAGAAAGUCAAGGGGAUGACGUGGACUCUGGUCUUCCAACCAGUUCAUGCCUCGUCCAUGCAAAAAGGCCGGGACAAUGUCCUGGGUCUGCAAAAUCGCACCGAAAAUCUGGUUGUGGUACUGUUUGCCGGCGUCUGGGAGCAGGCGCUAGAUGAUAUGCAUGUCAAUGAGACGGCAAAGACGGCGCUGGACACGAUUCGGCGUUACGCAGCUGACCGGGGAAUGGCGGACGAUUUUUGCUACGUGAAUUGGUGUCCCAAUACCUCGACUAGUCCCUUUCUGUCUUACGGGGCGGAGAACGUGGCAUUGCUGAAGCGUGUGGGUAGGGCAGUCGAUCCCGAUGGAUUGUUCCAGCGCGGCUGUGUUGGCGGGUAUAAGCUAGUGGGUGUAGAGGCAUAGUAGCGGUGAUGACUACUCUCCUCUCCUGCAUCUCUGACUCUUUUCCUCAGGCGUUUGACAACCGUAGAGCGCCUUCGUUCCUUUGCGUGCGCAAGAGAUGAUCCCGACAGGCAGCGCAAGAAGCGGACAGGCAAGAAGUUACGAGAUCGCAGUGCUGCCGACCGGUGAUCUCUCUCAGAUUAAUGUAACUGCUUCGAGGC